Zingiber officinale is the source of this 1389-nucleotide messenger RNA. RefSeq names its product probable DNA-directed RNA polymerase III subunit RPC6. The record is from RefSeq and is a predicted model, not a curated record. Gene Ontology annotation, biological process: transcription by RNA polymerase III. The coding region runs from base 472 to 1170 and encodes 232 amino acids. The transcript is spliced from 2 exons. NCBI's taxonomy places the organism in Eukaryota, Viridiplantae, Streptophyta, Magnoliopsida, Zingiberales, Zingiberaceae. Gene Ontology annotation, cellular component: RNA polymerase III complex.
ACCUAAAAACCUAAGUUUUUAUUCUCCCCUAAUCUCUCAGUCUCUCCGCCGAAUUCCUUUCCUUUCCCCGUGCCUUAAGCCCGACGACGCUUCUUCCCUCUCGUCGCGACGCCGCUUCUUCCCCCAAAACCUCGCCUCGCGACGCCGCCCUCUCCAUCCUUCCUGCCCUCUCUCGAGUUCUCGGACGCCUCCGGCCUUUCCUCCUCACGCGGACAGCACAGCGGCAAUCAUUCUCCCUUGCACGAGUAUUGCGGACCAUAGUCGCCGAUCCUCUUCUCCCCAAGCCACCGCCGUUUUCUUCGAGCCACAGCCGCCUGCCCUCCUCCACACGUGAGCAACACAGCGUCGCCGUCCUUGUCCCCGACGCUGACCGCAGUGAGCCCCAGCUCCACCGGCAUCCUUCUCUGGCCACGACGAGAGCUAGCCAGCAAGUACACAGUUCGUAGAUUAGUUUCGAAGAGUCAGCCUCCAAUGUUGCCACAGAAGAGGCCACAUCCUGACUCCAAAUCUAAACCUCCACCACUCCCAGAAGCUGAACAAAAAAUCUACACAUCGAUCAAGAGCAAACAAAGCAUGGGGAUUUGGACAGCGGACAUCAAAAGAGAAACAGGUCUUCCUAACACUGUUGUCACCAAGGCCCUCAAGUCACUCCAGAACAAAAACCUUAUAAAAGAUGUCGUCAAUGUUCACAACAGAGCUAAAAAGAUGUUCAUGGCUGUGGAGUUUGAACCAUCAAGGGAAAUAUCUGGUGGUUCAUGGUACACCGAUGGAAAACUCGAUACAGAGCUCAUCAACGCUUUGAAGAGAGUUUGCUUGAGGUAUAUUGCGGAGCACAAAGUCACAACAAUGGAAGAAAUAUCGAGGUCCAUAGAGGCCUCAAGAGUGCUGAACGUGCCAUGUAGCAUGCAGCAGUUGCUUGAGAUCGUUCGUACCUUGGUUCUUGACAAAGAGAUUGAGGAAUUUAGGAGCAAGGGUGCAGGAGAAUUCGCGCGUGUGCCAUCAGGUAAGACUUGCUAUAGGAUCUCAAGGGGAAAAGUGGGAACUGAAGCUGGUUACUUGGCUUCAGUUCCUUGCGGAGUGUGCCCGAGAAUAAGCGAAUGCACACCCGAUGGGGUUAUAUCACCCAAGACAUGUGUGUACUACAAUAAAUGGCUCAAUCUGGACUUCUAGAUGUUCCCUGUCAUUCAAACUUCCUUUCCUUAGGGUCGCAAUGACUACAGAAAGCUGCUGCAGCAGCUGAGGAUUUUUUUUUUUGGGUUCGAUUGCCAACUAGAUAUUAACCUUGCUUGUAAUUAUUGUUUAUUUUGCAACAAGUUAAGAUCUACUUGUCAGUUAUGUUCAAUCAAUGGAAGAAAAAGUGAGCACAAAUCAAGAAGGUAAGUCCUCUCA